GAGUUUGGAAAAAUAAAUGGCAACCAUUAAUAUAAUCAAUGGUGAAAACUGUGGCCUACAGUUCAAUGUCAGUACCCAAGGAAAGGCACCUAAAAAACUGUAUACCGGUGCCGUAGGUAUGGGCCGUAUUGUUGGCGGUGAGGAUGCCCUACCCCAUGAAUUUCCCUGGAUGAUUAGCGUGGCAAAAUAUUAUAAAAAUAAAAACAAAUAUGAUCAUUUUUGUGGGGCUACCCUGCUGAGCGAGACCCUGGUUAUUAGUGCGGCACAUUGUUUUAGUAAAUUUAAAGAACCGGCUGAAUUUUCCAGUCUACUUAUCCGUGUGGGUAGCAACUAUAUCAGUGGACAGGGAGCCUAUAACUAUACAAUUAGACGUGUACAGGUACACCGGGAAUGGGAUGACCAAAAUAAAAUCAACGACAUAGCCCUGGUUACUGUUAACGGCCCAAUAGUUAGCCGACUAAGUCAAGUAGAUACCGGUGCCGCUGCCGGUAGUAAACGACAACAAUAUACAGUAAACAAUGUAUGUUUACCCCAGAAAAAUCAGGAACCCGGUGGACAGUUGACUUUGUCUGGUUUCGGUCAACUGGGCGAAUAUGAACAAAAACCUGAACUACUACAAAAACUACAGGUGCCCAUCUAUGACUACGGGAAGUGCCAAAAAAACUACCGGCGCUACGUUAAGUUGGGCAAGAAAAAAAUGUGCGCCGGCGGACAGGGUGGCCAGGACUCGUGUAUGGGUGACUCAGGUGGUCCGCUAGUCCAGCAAAUCGAUGGCCGAUACUAUUUGGUGGGUAUAGUAUCGUUUGGUUUGCCCUGCGCUGAACCUAACUUUCCCGGCAUCUAUACUAAAGUAUCCAAUUUUAUCGAUUGGAUAGUCGACCAUGCUAAACUAAGCGACCAAUUAGAUACUACUAAUAAAACUACCAUGCUGAAACUACCUGUGCAAUCAUCAUCAACAAAAACAAUUACUACCGUUCCUCCAUUGAUAGCCAACAAAUUGUCGACAACAACAACAAAAAUAUCUAAAGUUAAUGGUAGUAGUAGUAGUAGUAGUAGUAGUAGUAGUAGUACUGUAGUGUCAAAAACAACCGGUGCUAUUGUAUCGCCAAAAAAAAGUUUAGUUAAUAAUAAUAAUAAUAAUACUAAAAACAUUUCAAAAAAUAAGGUUAGCUUAAGUACUACUACUACUACUACUACUACUACUACCGCACCAGUAGUUGGCACCACUACGGGGGUGGAUGUGGUGGAGGAUACUGAUGAUACUGAUGAUGAGGAUCAUCGACUAAAAAAUAGUCAAACAAUUACUACGACUACUACUACAGAUACCAGUGCUGAUGAAAGUGAUGCCAUCACCACUACUACCACCCACAAUGAUCCACUACCUGAGUCUACAGUUGAUAAUACCGUAUGA
Molecule: messenger RNA, 1411 nt
Organism: Oppia nitens
Lineage: Eukaryota; Metazoa; Arthropoda; Arachnida; Sarcoptiformes; Oppiidae
Product: transmembrane protease serine 9-like
Exons: 4
Coding region: 17-1411 (464 amino acids)
Biological process (GO): proteolysis
Molecular function (GO): serine-type endopeptidase activity
Source: RefSeq, a predicted model, not a curated record